AUGGAAUUUGCCUUUGGAAAAGAUGAUGUUGAAGAUGGACAUCAUGAUGCAGAGAAGGCUUUGAAGUUCAUUCAAAAAGUCCAAGCAGUUCAUCAGGUUGGUGACCAUGUUUGGUUACAUAUCAGCAAGGAAAGGAUGCAAGGUGAAGGUAAGAAGCUUAAGCCUAUCAGAUAUGGUCCCUUUGAGAUCUUGGAAAAGAUUGGUACCAAUGCCUUUCGCCUUAAUCUUCCUCCAUAUAUGCAAAUUUACUCAGUUGUAAAUGUAGAAAAUCUGAAGUUGUAUGAGCCUCCAAUGAUAUUGGAUGAAGAGGCUAAUGUUCAGAUUCCUUCUAUUGAUGACCUAGCACCUGAGUAUUUGAAUGUGUUGCAAGAGGAUGUCAUCCUGGACAAAAACAUCAGAUCUUGA
This is a messenger RNA of Cryptomeria japonica (Japanese cedar), 405 nucleotides long. RefSeq lists its product as uncharacterized. The record is from RefSeq and is a predicted model, not a curated record. The transcript is spliced from 2 exons. Bases 1 to 405 code for a protein of 134 amino acids. NCBI's taxonomy places the organism in Eukaryota, Viridiplantae, Streptophyta, Pinopsida, Cupressales, Cupressaceae.